UUUCGUUUCGCCACGACGAUGUGGAGGCGAGAGCAGGAGGAAGUUGACGUGUUUGCGAUUUGGGUUUUUCUCUGUUGGGUCUUGUUCCUUAAGUCGAGCGAUUGGUAGAAUCCUGUCGCUGUCGCUUCCACGGGAUCCUUAGUAUCUUCGUUGUCGAGUUCGUAAGGUUCGCUGUCGUGAGUGGAAUAAAUCUGUGUGUGUUAGUUAAAGCAGUAGAUGUUAGUGGCAAGGCCUUGGAGGGUUGAUGCGUGUCGAAGUGCUCGGGGAAAGAUGAUCACUUGGACUGAAUUGUUAGCAUGGUGAGAGUUAAGGAGGAAUACGAUGUGGUGGGGAGCCCUUCGUUUUCUAAUGGCGGCUGCAACUCGUAUCCGAAGAAAUCACCGUCCACUUUAUGGAGGGCAAGUGGUCCAAUUAGGCGUUCAACAAGAGGAAGAUGGACAAAGGAAGAGGACAGACUUCUUAUUGCAGCGGUGCAAAAGUUCAAUGGCAAGAAUUGGAAGACAAUAGCUGCAUGUGUCCCUGGUAAGACAGAUUGCCAGUGCUUGCAUCGCUGGCAGAAGGUUCUAAAUCCUCGUCUUAUUAAAGGAUCUUGGACAAAGGGGGAAGAUGAUCUUUUAAUCAAUUUGGUUAAGAGAUACGGCUGCAAAUGGUCGCUCAUUGCAAAAACCGUUCCUGGUCGCAUAGGCAAGCAGUGCCGAGAAAGGUGGACUAAUCAUCUCGAUCCUUCAGUAAAGAAGGUUGCCUGGACAGCAGAAGAGGAAUCCAUUCUCGCUCACUGCCACCAUGUUUAUGGUAACAAGUGGGCACAAAUAGCAAAAAUUCUUCCUGGAAGGACGGACAAUGCAAUUAAGAACCAUUGGAAUUGCUCAAUGAAGAAGAGAUCAGGUUCAUGGUCAACCGGCUGUAUAAUGGAAAUGUCUGAUGCUAGCUCUGAAUUUUGCUGUCCAGGGCUUAAGGCAGAUUGCUCGAUGGUUAAGUUGGAGCGACAAAGUCUGGAUGAAAUCACUUCUGUUGAUCAAAGAAUGCAUUUGGACUUGAAUAGAACUUGUUUCACCAACUUCACUCUUGAAUAUUCUCGUGGUGCUACGAUGGAUUCAGAAGCAGAAGAUUGUUGGAUAUCAACUACUUCGCAUUCAACAGCAGGGGCAAAUAGCAUAGCGUGUCCGACUGCCAAUCCAUUUCAUGUGGCCACUGGUUUUUCUCAAGAUGCUGAUAGCGAUUCUAAUAUUUCAAUUUCCUCACUAGCUGCUCCUUCAAGCAUGGGCGCAUCUUUAACUGUUGAGUUAACUCCUAGUCCUGUCAAAGUUGAUCUUUCUGUUGCCUCCCAUAGUUUUGAAUCACCUAAAAGGAUAAGAGUAGGUGCUACUAGUACAAAAUUCAGUGAUGAUCCCGGAUAUUUUUGUUCGAAUUUCUCGAAAUCCACAGAUAUGGACUUCACUGGAGCUGAUAAGAGAAAAAACAUUGCGGAUAUGUUAUUGUCAGCACUUCAGCCGAGAGAUCCGGUCACUUUGGUUGCAAAUAAUGGUUUCACAGGUGUAGAAAAUCAAAAUAGUCCAUCAAGGAGUUUAUGUUACCUUUCCACUCCCCCUAACUUGGUGAGCAGCGUUAGUGUCAAAAGUUGGAGUCCAGAGUUGAUUUUGAGGAACUUGGCAAUGACCUACAAGCAUACUCCUUCCAUCAUUAGGAGGCGACACUCAAAAAAAUUGGGCGAUGCUUCUUUCUCGGGCUCUGCUAGCACGCCAGCAUCGAUGGUUUCAAAUUCUCAGGAGAAGGACGGUGGUAGUGUGGAUUUUCUGCGUGUGGAACAAGGUCUUCUAUCGAAUUUUCAUAAUGCUAGAAUUUCCACUGCUGCUAAAUGUCUAGAGAAAUGCCUAGAGCAUGCCUUCAACAUGGAAAUGGAUAUGGUUGUUCCCUGAACGUGGGGUUUAUGCCAACAGCGCAUUACCUGGAGAUGAGUGAGCAAAUCAAUGAUGUUUCAUCUGUACCAAGCAUUUCUAUUAUGUCAACAAGCUCCAGGACGGGGCCUACACAAGAAGAUAGCUAUAUCGCUGAUAGUAUCUUCAUCUGCAUCUUUGUAGCUUACUUUGCUCCAUGAACUUGUUUCCUGUUAGUCUGACUCUCGGGGAUGACAAUGGCACAGCUGUGUGUAUAAUGUGGCUGUGUUACUUCAAUUGAAAACAAGUACAUACAAAAAGAAUUCCCUCUCUACUGCUAUAACUUCAAGAUUGCAUGUACUGGCAUUUUGUAAUUGAUGACAGCUCAGCUCUGUAAGGAAUAAAAAGUAGGAAAAUCUUGCUUUCACA
This is a messenger RNA of Syzygium oleosum, 2303 nucleotides long. RefSeq names its product transcription factor MYB3R-2-like. The transcript has 8 exons. Lineage: Eukaryota; Viridiplantae; Streptophyta; Magnoliopsida; Myrtales; Myrtaceae. The coding region runs from base 297 to 1916 and encodes 539 amino acids. The record is from RefSeq and is a predicted model, not a curated record. Gene Ontology annotation, cellular component: nucleus. Gene Ontology annotation, biological process: regulation of DNA-templated transcription. Gene Ontology annotation, molecular function: RNA polymerase II cis-regulatory region sequence-specific DNA binding; DNA-binding transcription factor activity, RNA polymerase II-specific.